This is a messenger RNA of Zymoseptoria tritici IPO323, 4635 nucleotides long. RefSeq lists its product as uncharacterized. Lineage: Eukaryota; Fungi; Ascomycota; Dothideomycetes; Mycosphaerellales; Mycosphaerellaceae. The coding region runs from base 1 to 4635 and encodes 1544 amino acids. The record is from RefSeq and is a predicted model, not a curated record. The transcript is spliced from 5 exons.
AUGGGUCGACACAAGCGCAGGUUUGCGGACGAUGCACAGAAAGGAUCCUUGGCGACUGGAAAGAAGAAGAAAGGCCAGCAUCAAGGUCGUGAAGAAGAGAUCAAGACCAUAUUCAAGAACCCAGACGCCACUUCAAGUACCACGACGAACAAUAACAGCGAAGACAAGAGCAUGACCGCAUCUGACGUCCCAGAUCUCUCUGCCUCGACCCGAGUCUUCGGCAUCUACGAACUCUGCGAAAAGAUCUUGAUGUUUGCCGACCUCUGCAGCCUGAAAGUCUUCCACGCCCGAGCAAUCACACCAACAUGUCACGCCGUCAUCUGCCGCUCUAUACCACUAAGACGGGAGAUCUUCCUUCACCCGAAACCCACCGCGCCGACAGGACAGCCAGCUCAUCGCAAGAUUGUGCAUUGCGAGCUCUCACGCAACAAAAGGUUUGCCAUAAAUGAACCCGAGCAUCCCGAAAACCUCAGCCUCGUCUCACGCAACCCAUUCGUCUUCGGCGCCACGAACCCGCGGUGGUGCACUGGAGCGCUAAGCCUGUCCCAUGGCUUUGAAAGCUACGUCCUUUCCGGCGACACGAACGCCACGAUCGAAGCCAUGUAUCUCUUCAAUCCACCGGUCGGCCGCAUAAAUCUUCAUCUUCAUGAGAAGCUACUUGCGGAGCAACGAAAGGGCACCCUUUACGCCGAGGAAGAUUGCUGGUUCGAGGGACGAUACCACAUGAACAUGACGGACGAAAUUCGCUGCGGUCAUGGACCCGGGACGGGCAUCGAGUGUGGCUCAGGCGAACUGAAGGUGCAGCACUUGGUUCAGGCGUUGCGGAAGUUCCUCGCAGAAGUCGACGAGAAUGGGGAGCAGAAGUGGAGGAUCGAGGGUUGCCUCGUGCAGUUGUUGGGCAAGAUGGAGGUUGUGAGUACGUUCGGAAGAUUUUGGUACCCCAAGUUGAGAAGUUGGUCAGUUACCAGAUGUCGAGAAACUGGCAUCCUCUCCCGUGCUGUUCAAACCAGAAACAUUUCUUCAACUCUCGCGCUCUCGGACAGAUCCAUUUCUUGGUUCGAAUAUCUUAGCAAAGCAAAGAGAAUGGCAAAUGACCGCGGUGUCAGGAGCUUGGACGAGAGCGAGAAGACCGCGGAUGACAGCAAGAUGUCAUCGAACGACUACGACGCAGCCAUCGGACGUCUCCGCGCACGCCUUGGUGCCGUCAGGUCAGAGAAGAGGGUAAACAAUGGUACUGCGCUCAUCGAAAGCGCUUCAGAUCGGAAGAUCGAAACAUCUCCUUCCCGCAUCGACAAGAUUCGUGGGCCCAUACGGCUGGCGAAGAGCGACCUCAACAUUCUCUGUGCGCCUGCAGAGAACGACUCCACCUCUUCCGCCCUCUCGCCUACCACUUGUGAUCGAAGCAACAUGGGCGACGGCAUCGGUCUCAGCAACACCAUCCCGAACGAAGAUCCUCUUGCCUCUGGUCCUUUUCCCUCCACUUCAAUCGCCACUGCCGGGAGCAGCGACGCUGCGUUUAGUGCGGGAGUCAGCCUUUUUGACAUGGGCAUGGCAAAAGAUAGCGCAUUGACCGCGGAGCUGCCCGCUGCUCUCCGUGUCUUCUGCACCACGGAACUUCUGGAGAAAGUCCUCAUCCAGGUCUCUUCAUCCCCGAACGACAUUCUUCGCGCAAGACAGGUUACACACAAGUUCAACGCGGUCAUCGCCAAGAACAAAGACCUCCGCCGCAUUAUCUUUCUCGAGCGCCAACACGGACCCACGUUUGGACAGCCAGCGGACCGAAUUUCCUUCCGCACGGGCUCUCGCCCUCGACCAAUGCCACCGGAGCUGACUCUCGUCCAGCGGAACCCGUUCGUCUUCGGACGUAUCGACAUCCGCUUGCCCACGGGCGCAUUGACCCUGCGGCCAAAAUUUGAGGAGUACGCCCUCGGCACUUACGGCGACUCCUUCCCGAUGAUGGAUGAGAUGUUCGCCACCAACCCUCCCAUUGAGAUGCUGCGGCUGAACUUGGGCUCGCGGAGGACCGUCCGGCGCUGUGGUUUCAACCGGCAGCUGCACAACACGAUGUUGGGAGACUGCGGUCACAGUGUCACCGAUCGCGAGGUUCGCAAGGAGGGAGGCAUCAAGGUGAGGGACUUGGUUGCAGCUAUUGUAAAGUCGUGCAGUCAUCCGGCCAACAGGAAAGGGAAGUACAUGCUAAUCAACUCGGUGGUUAUGAUGCCUGCGCUCCACGAGGCUGUGGCGGAAGACUUCGAUGGGCCUCGUCGAUGGUUGAACGAGAGGCAGAUUGGGGCGAGGAAGCAUCAACGACUCAUAAACCUCACGCCGACGAAGCUGGGACCGCCAUUCUGCCCCAUCUUCUCGCGCUCGACUGCCACUUCGUGCGGACACCUCAACAUCGACGCCUCCCUUUCGUUCACCAUUACCAUGGCCAAUAAGCGCAACUCUGCCGCGUCUCCGUUCGUGUCUCGCAUCGAGAAGAGUGCCCGCUCUGGCCGCCACGCCAAAAAGAUCAAGCUGAAUUCCAAUUUUGCGCCUGCGAAAGACCACUCCUCGACCACAGCUGCGGCAGGUCCCAUCCGACUCAUUUUGGACGAUAGCGAAGACGAGCUGAGCUCCAGCAAUGCUGAUGGGGACCGCGCUGUCAACGGCAGCAAUAUCGAGGCAAACGAUGGCGUUUCCGCGGAAGGAAACCGUACCAUCGCCAGCGACAUCAGGCUGAAGGCCAACAGCUCCGCUCCCAAAACUCCGACCAGCAGCCGCAUCAACUCCCCUCCUCUCCCCGCAUCGCACAACGGCAACAGUGCCGCUCCGGACAACAACGUUGUUCCAUCUCCUGUCGCUACUGCAGAAGGCAAUACCGGUCCCGAGCUCCCGGCUGGUCACCGACUCUUCUACACCACCGAGCUCUUGGAGAAAAUCCUAGUCCAAUUGCCCUUCAUGGAGAUCCUGCACGCCCGAAGGAUCGCACACAAAUCGAACGCAGUCAUCGCCAACAACACCGACCUCAAGCGUAUCAUCUUUCUUGCAGCUUGUGAAGGUCAAGCCCACGGACACCCACCACUGCGAACACCCUACCACCGCAACCCGAACAUCAUCGCUUGCGGCUGGGGGCCAAAUCCCCCUCCGCUCCCGUUUCCUACGGCUCCCAACUUCAAUUUGGUCCUCCCAAACCCACUUCUCUUCCUCCCCUCCGACCGCUACUUGCCCGCCGGUGGCUUGACUCUCCGUCCCUCUUUCGAGGAACACAUCUUCCGUCCCUCCAACGCAACGAUUUCAUUCUUCGACGAAAUGUACAUCACCAACCCACCCGUCGACCGCCUUGAAGUCGCCAUUGGCACACGGAAGAAGGGUGCCUGCGAUUUCUUCCUCCGGAUUCACAAUGUCUCGAGCCACUCACGAUGCGGCCACAAGAAGACGGAGAUGCUUGUUAAAAAUGCGGGAGGAAUCAAGGUGUCCGACUUGCUGGCAUUUAUCAAGGCUAUGCUGCCUGGCACUAUCACUCAGCUGCAGAACACGGUGGUUAUGCUGCCGGACGGUUGUCAGUUAUUGAAAAUCGCCAUGGCUACGCAGCGCGUCCCUCCAUGUCUGAGCGAGGAAAACAAGAACAUACAACACAACAGCAUGGCACUCACGAGCAGAGAAGCGGAGCGAGACACCACUACACCUUUCACCACCACCAAUGCCGGCUAUACGCGGUCGAAGUCCAUUGCCGAUCAAGACGACCUUGCGCCAAGAUCUAACGAUCCGUCUCCUGUCAUCGCAUCUUUGCCAUUCAGGAUUGAGAUAAGCCGUCGCUCGGAUGGUGGCCACGAGAUGAAGACCAGCAUCGCCGCAAACAGUGCUUCCUCUUAUCCCAAUUCCACAUCUCACAUAAGCAUCGAAGCCUUCCUGAGCGAUGGUGUUGCCGUGAACAGCGCUGAUGUCUCCGAGCAUCUCUUGACCUACGGCCCUCCACAAGACAAGAGCAGUGCCGCUCUCUCCGAGUUCACCAUAUCGAAAUCCGCCGCAAUCGUCACGUACGCGGUCUCGCCUCCCCAGCUCCCAGCUGGCUACCGCAUCUUUCACAUUCCCGAGCUGCUCGAGCUGAUCCUCAUGGGACUCCCUGCUCUCGACGUCCUCCGCGCUCGACGUCUUUCCAAUCAUUCAAAGACAGUCAUCGCCAACAGCAUACCUUUAAAGCGCAUCAUCUUUCUCGAACGCCAGGCCCUCCGCUUCGCCGCUUCCAUCGCCUCACCACCGCUCAGACUCGUACGUUUCAACCCACUGGUCUUCUUCUCCACACCAGACUAUCUCCCAGCUGAGAGCUUGCAACUUCAUUCAAAGUUCGACGAAUACAUCCUCCGUGCACCCGAGAAGACGACGUCCUUCAUCAACGACAUGUACAUCACCAACCCUGCAAUCGACCGGAUUCUCGUCAAUCUUGGCGAAACGAACAAUGGUCGACGGCGUAGCUUCGCGGGUGCUGCUUUCCGGAUUACGAACCGUCUGAUUCUAAAUGAGGGAGGAGUGAAGGUGUCUGAUCUGGUGUGGGUGAUCAAGAAGGAUCUCGGCGAUGAUAUGGGUCGUGCUUUCGUGGUGUCAUCGGUCAUGCUGCCGAAGGGAUACGAAGUGGUGGAGAAUGAUCCAGCUUGA